AUCUCAGAUGGAGGUCCAAGACUGGAUUGAAUCAUCUAUAAGAGCUUUCUUCUGCUUUACCGGCAUUAUAGGAAACAUCUGGUUGGGUUUACGCUCUCUACCAAAAUCCAUAACUCAACUGCGGACCAGCGACAUUCUCUUCAUGAACUUAGCCGUGUCCAAUCUCAUCACAAACUGUCUGGUGGACCUGCCAGAUACAAUGGCCAAGUUUUUGAACAACUGGUUCAUGGGGAAAAGUUAUUGUGGUGUGAUUCAGUUUUCUUCAGAUCUUUCAGAGACCAGCAGCAUCUUCUCUACUAUGUUCAUCAGUCUGUACUGGCACCAGAAACUGGUGGGGUCCAUCAGACGUGGAGGAGCUCCGGUGCAGAUGGAUAACUUACGGCUGGUGGCCGUACUGCUCGGUGGAAGCUGGAGCGUGGCGCUGGUGUUCAGCACUCCUCACAUCUUCAUCACAGAGAAUGAUGGAAAUCAAAGCUUGGAAGUUUGUGAAGAACAUUUUCCAACUCCUGCAGAGAAGCAAACCUUUGACGCUCUGUAUCUUACUCUGGCUAAUGUCGUUCCAAUUAUUGGGAUAACUUAUGCCAGCCUUCAGAUUGCAUUAACGCUGCUCCAAAGUCAAAAACGGAUAAGCCAUCACUCCUCCAAAGAAACCAGUAGUGCACCUAAUGGUGUGAAUAAUACCGUACAGAAGACACAGACGAGAUCAAACCCAUCCUCAAAUGGUCAGGUGAGGGCAGCUAAAAGCGUGAUGGCCGUGGCCGCGAUCUUCCUCAUCUGCUGGUUAAGUCAUCUUGUGCUGCGUAUCUACAGCAGUUUCAGUCGAUCCAUACUGGCUGUGAAGUUGACAAACUUUAUAGGAGCAUCUUACACCUGUUUUGUACCAUACGUCUAUCUGCACGGAGUGAAGAAACUCAACUGCUCGUGUUAA
Messenger RNA from Paramisgurnus dabryanus, 928 nucleotides. RefSeq names its product olfactory receptor class A related 5 (gene ora5). Gene Ontology annotation, biological process: neuropeptide signaling pathway. The record is from RefSeq and is a predicted model, not a curated record. NCBI's taxonomy places the organism in Eukaryota, Metazoa, Chordata, Actinopteri, Cypriniformes, Cobitidae. Gene Ontology annotation, molecular function: G protein-coupled peptide receptor activity. Gene Ontology annotation, cellular component: plasma membrane.